ACAUACACACACAGACAUCCUCACAGACACUGACAGCUCACACAUGAGCUCGUGUUCCAGGUUCCUGUCAAGAUGAACAGCUCUGUGUCUCUCCUCCUGCUCUCAGUGUGUGUCCUGUUCACAUGCUCCUCAACCCAGAAAAGCUGCAGAGGUCGAUGUGGAGAAGCUUAUUUCCGAGGCAACGAGUGUCAGUGCGACUACGAGUGCCUCUCACACAGAGAGUGCUGCAAAAACUAUGAAUCUGUUUGCACUUCAGGAGACUCCUGUACAGGCCGAUGUGGUGAGCGUUUUAAGAGAGGGAAACAGUGUCACUGUGAUAUUGAGUGUAUUAAAUACAACCAGUGCUGUCCAGACUAUGAGACCCAAUGUAACAUCGAAGAUUCGUCAUUGGAAGAAGAAUAUAGUGAGCUUGAGGUGACAACUCCUCUGGACGACAUGACGACUGAAGAUGCUGUGAGUGGUAGCAAGCCCUCACCCUAUGAUACUGAUGAGCUUUUGGACCCAGUUGAAAACCAAGUGGCACCUCUCACUGACCUGCUUGAUUUUGUAACAGUGCCAAGUAUAACUGGUUCUCCUGUGCCUGAAAAGGAUCCUGAAAAACGUCAGGAUAUCUAUGAACCUGAGCAGCUUUCUCUUAACAAUUCAGCUCCUAAUUUUCCUACAGCUCCACCUAGGCUGGCCGUCACCCAACAGCCUUCAGAAGAGUAUCCAAAUACCGCAAGCCCAACAGACAUCAUGCCUGCAUCUGAAAAGACUGAUCUGAAUACAAAAACAACCACAACAACCACUCCACUUAUCACAGAGCCCAAAAGCACUGAUGCAUAUGAUAAUCCUGAAAUAGCUGCUUCUAAAUCAACUGCUAAAAAUCCUCAGUCUGUCAUUGAACUGGAGGAACUUUCUCACAAUGCCUCAGUUCCCACUGUUCCUCCUGAAAUGGCUUCAACUAGAAUAAAUUCCACACCAACAUCUGACCAAAGUACUACAACAAACUCUCAGAGCACCUCAGAACCCAAAUCCACACCUUCAGCCACUGCUCAGGCUAAUAAUCUAGACCUUAAGCCUUCUAACCCUUUCCAAUCUGAAGACAGACAGGACCCAGAGGUAAACCUUGAUAAGCAGACUGAGGCUCAGUUGGAACCCAGUGAAAACACAACCUUGGAAAGACUGGAAAUCCAGAAAAUAGUCUCAACAGAUUCUCCAACUUACCCUGCCUUAAUAGAAAGCACCCAUGCUUCUGCUGUAGUUAGCCUUUCUCCAACGAAAGCGCAAGAAAAACCCACUAAACCAAAGGAUGCUAACAACAAUCUACAGGACCUUCAGGAUUAUCAGGCAGAUGCCAACAGUGACACAAAUCUCUGCAGUGGUCUUCCAGUUAAUGGCUUGACUAUGCUUAGGAAUGGUACCAUUGUGGUUUUUCGAGGCCACUACUUUUGGAUGCUGGACUCCAGACGAAAGGCUGGGCCUGCUCAUUUAAUCACAGACACUUGGGGAAUCCCUUCUCCUAUUGAUACUGUCUUCACACGCUGUAACUGUCAGGGCAAGACCUACAUCUUCAAGGGGGAUAAAUACUGGAGGUUUGAAAAUGGCGUUAUGGAUGCCAACUUCCCUAGACCCCUCAGUGAGGGCUUUGGACUUGGGGGUCACAUUGUUGCAGCUUUAUCUAUGCCCCAGUACAGAAGCAGGAGGGAGUCCGUGUUAUUCUUUAAAAGAGGUGGACUGGCUCAGAGAUACACUUACCUCAACACACCUGACUGUGGCAGCAAGUCAGCUGCAGUCAUAAUAAAGAAGAGAUUCAGAAAGGAAGCAGUCCCUCCACUUGGUCAACAGAUCGUCGUUAACAAGACUUGGGUAGGCUUUCCGUCAACAGUGACAUCAGCUGUGUCAAUACGCGUUCCAGGAGGGGACGGAUACAAAUACUAUGCAUUCUCCCCAACCAAGUACUACAGUUUGAGGAUGGAAGGGGACACUCCAGUCAUUCUCACUCCUAGGGCUGGACGAGAAAAGCAAAAAUCAGCCAAAAGUUGGUUCAGAUGCCCAGAGACGAGUAAGGUGUAGAACACACGAAGUCCUUUAAGAUUAGGACUGUGUGCUACUCUAACAAUCCUACAGCGACAUUGAGUGAAGCUUUUAUACAUUGAGGGUGCUUUCACACUUUGUUUUUCCCCCCUCAACUGCCAACACAUUUUACAUGUAAUUAUAUGGGAAGCAGGUGGAAAGCUGAAGUUUUUAAAAGGCACUGCAUUUCUUUUGGCCUUAAAUGAGACACUUCCGAAGUUCAAAUGCUUUAUAAAAUCCAAUCAGGUCACAGGUUUGGAGGCACAUGUGCCCCCAUUGUGCCAGUAAAUACAGAUAUUUAUGACAUGUUGCAUUGAAAAUAUUCCAACACUGCAAAAUAACGACUAUUUUUGGAACAUUUAUUGGUAAGGGAGAGCAGGGAGACUUGGGACAAGUUUUCAGCUUUUGUAGAUUGUGUGAAAUUCUUUGCAGGUAGCAUCAUAUUAAUAUUGCAUUAGUGUAUUUAUACUAUACCUUAUUACCAUAACAGUUUCUUAGCUUGUCACAUAUACUGGCCUUCAGAUUUCACUUUGUGUCAUUUUUUUGUGGGGAGACAUGAGACAAAAAUAAAAUACCUAGGCCUAAAUGCUUAAUUUUUAUAAUCAAAACUUGUAACAUAUGAACUGUAUGAAAACACAAUGCUGGUACAGCUGUAGAAAAAUGUCAGUUUCCCUAAACCUCACUAGACAAAACAGUUCCAUUCUCAAGAAGGAAUGAAAUAAGCUUCAUCCUCAUGCAGGUACAUGCCCACAUUAACAAAACUUUUUAAACUUAUAUUUUUAUUAAAAUUUUAUAUUCAUAAACCACAAGAAAAAACAAACCCUGUAACAUGAACUGUCCCAACUCUCCCCAUUUGGCCUUAAAAAAAAAAAUCCUCUAAAAUGUUAUUUCCCCCAGAAUUUAAGUUUAAUAAAUAAUACUAUGCAUGGUAACUCUAGGCUACAUACUUAAAUUUCAAACAAAUCCUGAAUUCACCAGCAGACAUUACACCAUAGCAUGGAGCUAGACUGCAAAGUAGAAAAUACAAGUUUUGGUUGACAAAAUUAUUGAACUGCACAAAUCUUACUGCAGUGGUCCAGCUACGUGGCUCCAAAGCAAGUAGAUUACUCUAAGGAGCAACAUCUACCUCCUGACAGAAGGUAAAACCUGAUUGGUUGAAAUUAAAUUUAUAAUACAAACUGUCCCAGGUCUGCCUUGUCCCAUGUCUCCAUUAUAUGGUGCGACAAUCCACUUUAACUGUGGCUGCAUACAGUCGUCACGCACACAGCUCCUCUUCCCUUGAUUUUCUGCUGCCAAAGCUGCAAUGAAGGCAGCUCCUCAGCAUCCAAGUUAAACGAAUAAUUACUGCAGAUAAUAAAUCUAAGCCAGACAGCAAAUUAGGCUAGCUAGCUACUGGUAGCUGAUACAACUGGCAGGAUUGUAGUUAUGGUUACAGUGCAUGCGUCAAGUGAGCCUCUUUCUUUGCUCAUACCAGCACAAAAUUUCCUGUCCAGUAUGUUGUGCCUUGUGUGAAAGCUGCCUUUAAAAAAAAGGAAUCUUUUUGUACCAAAAAUUCUUUAUUGCAUACACAUAAAAUAAAGCAAUGUUGUAGGUGCUUAAAUGAAACUCAAAUGGCUGAAACAAUCUGAACUUGAGAAUGAUCAAAACUCCAGAGGAAUAAGCUUGUCAAACAGGUAUUAUAUUAGCAACUAGAAUGACUGCAACAUCUCUGGCACUUUAUUCAUCGGGCAAAGCGCCUCCGCACUCCCAUAACUCCUGAUCCAUCUGCAGGAAGAAACCGGAUGAAGCACUGUGACCAUCUUCCAGGCACACUGUUUGUGUGACAUAUACUAGAAGCUUUUUAAUAAUUGUCAGUUAUUUCUAAUAAAAUUGUACCAAUGUU
Neoarius graeffei (lesser salmon catfish) is the source of this 3937-nucleotide messenger RNA. RefSeq names its product proteoglycan 4b (gene prg4b). NCBI's taxonomy places the organism in Eukaryota, Metazoa, Chordata, Actinopteri, Siluriformes, Ariidae. The transcript is spliced from 13 exons. Gene Ontology annotation, biological process: immune response. Gene Ontology annotation, molecular function: scavenger receptor activity; polysaccharide binding. Bases 73 to 2055 code for a protein of 660 amino acids. The record is from RefSeq and is a predicted model, not a curated record.